GUUUGGCAUUGUGCCGCAUAAUAAUAUUGACGAUGAGUUCAAAGUGAACUCUUCAUAAUUACACAUGAGGCCUGUCCCGUCCUACCUUCGCUAACAACCUAUUCUUUGAAGAAAAAGGAAACAACUCUGUCUAGAUUCGUGUUUUUCCUAUACUUGUCGAUUUUAUUUAUCAUGGAGAAAUCUGGGGGAUGCCUUAGCUAUCGAUAUGUGUGGCUGCGGCACGAUUGAUAGCUAAUCAUCGACUGCAAAUCGUUUUUAAAAACCAUAACAGUGAGCGUUGUAGAUAUACAUCGUAUUCAAGUACUACCUUUAAUUCAAAAUGGAAAUUAAAAAAGAACCCGAGGAGACAAGGGAAGCUGAAAAGCAGGAGGAAAGUCAUGAAGAGGAGGAUAGAAAACUACCGGCUUGGAUGCUUACAUUAGAUGAAACCACAACCCAAAACGAAGAGGGUCCCAAAAGCCCGCCUCCUAGCAGAGAUGAAAAAGACUUGGAUAAAACUGAAACAACUAGUACUUCAAAAAAUGAGCGUAUUGCUUGCAAAUAUGGAGAACAUUGUUACAGGAAAAAUCCUACUCACAAACAAGAAUUCAGCCAUCCAGGAGAUGAUGACUACAUUCCAGUUCCCAACGAAGAGGAAGAUGGCACUCAACAAGAUGGUAACAAUAACAGGCCUGAAUGUCAAUAUGGUACAUCUUGCUAUAGACAAAAUCCACAACACAAGAGAGAUUUCAAGCAUACCCAGCCACCAUCUACAGAUGGUCCGGUAACAAAAAAGCCACGCAAGACAGCAAAAAGAAGGCGCCCUUCAGAAGCAGAUUACGAAUCUGGAGGCGAAAAUGAGUAUGACCUCAGCGACCCUUUCAUCGAUGACAGCGAAGAGGAUGAAGAGAAUAUUGAAGACGAAAAGGAUGAAGAUUAUGUACCUGAUGUUGAUGACGAAAUCGAUCAGGAUCUGUUGAAAGACGAUCAGUGGAAGGCUUCAGCCGAUGAUGCUCCAGAAGUCUUGGAGCUCCUGAAGGAUGCACGAGACUAUUUGAGAAACAAAAAACUGUAAAUAAAAUUUUCAUUUAAUCAUUUUUUAUAUUCUAAUUUUGAAAAAGUCAUUAAAUAUAAUCAUCCUUGGUAAUCGUGUAACUGGACUUGUUCAAAUGAUGUGCCUAUCCCAAAAAUGUCUUAUGGAUAUCUUUUGCUGCAUUUCUGUUGCUUUAAGUCUCAAUUUUGUACAUGAAGGGUUUUAUCUUCAUAUUUCAUUAAAUUUUUACUACUAGUGUUCAAUAAUCGAGUUAAAAAUGCUAAUUGAAAAUACAAUUUUUCUUUCAUUCGUAA
Daphnia magna is the source of this 1326-nucleotide messenger RNA. RefSeq names its product aprataxin and PNK-like factor. Bases 320 to 1054 code for a protein of 244 amino acids. Gene Ontology annotation, cellular component: site of double-strand break; nucleus. Gene Ontology annotation, molecular function: 3'-5' exonuclease activity; DNA-(apurinic or apyrimidinic site) endonuclease activity. The transcript has 3 exons. Gene Ontology annotation, biological process: double-strand break repair. The record is from RefSeq and is a predicted model, not a curated record. Lineage: Eukaryota; Metazoa; Arthropoda; Branchiopoda; Diplostraca; Daphniidae.